This is a messenger RNA of Salvia miltiorrhiza (redroot sage), 2029 nucleotides long. Its product is annotated as glucan endo-1,3-beta-glucosidase 1. The transcript is spliced from 3 exons. Gene Ontology annotation, cellular component: plasma membrane. Gene Ontology annotation, molecular function: hydrolase activity, hydrolyzing O-glycosyl compounds. Lineage: Eukaryota; Viridiplantae; Streptophyta; Magnoliopsida; Lamiales; Lamiaceae. The coding region runs from base 262 to 1668 and encodes 468 amino acids. Gene Ontology annotation, biological process: carbohydrate metabolic process. The record is from RefSeq and is a predicted model, not a curated record.
AACUUUACGAACUAAGUUCGAUUUCCUCAUAAUUUUUUACGAGAACAUAUGAUUGUCGGUCCACGAGGUCAUUCUCGUCAUUUCCAACUCCAAAUCAAAUCAAAUCUACCACACUUCUCCAUUUCUCACUGGCUUUCUUUCACUCAACAAUGUCGCUCCAAAUCAUCCCCAAAUUGCUAACUCUCUGCAAAAACCCUAAUUUGAGCUUCAGCUGACACGGAAGCCAGAGAUGAUUCAAGGAGCUCCUUCAUCUUUUCUGCAAUGGAGAAUCACAACAGACUUGCUCACCUCUUCCUUCUCCUCCUGUCUCUAACUGCUCAUAUCCUGCCCAAAUCAGCUUCUGCAGAAAUCAAGGCGCAGCAAGACAAAGAGCCUUUCGUGGGGGUGAACAUCGGCACGGAUGUUUCCAAUUCGCUGUCAGCUGCAGAUUUAGUUGCUUUUCUGCAGUUGCAGAAGAUUACUCAUGUGAGACUGUAUGAUGCAAAUGCAGAGAUUCUCAAGGCGCUUUCCCGAACCAAGAUUAGAGUCAUCGUCAGCGUGCCCAACAACCAGCUCCUCGCCAUUGGCUCCUCCAACGCCACCGCCGCCACCUGGAUUGGCCGCAAUGUGGCUGCGUUCUACCCUCAAACCCUCAUCACCGCCAUCUCCGUCGGAGAUGAAGUCUUGACCACUAUCCCCGGCGCUGCCCCUUUGCUCAUGCCGGCCAUCGAGUCUCUCUACAGCGCGCUCGUGGCUGCCAAUCUGCACACUCAGAUCAAAAUCUCCACUCCUAAUUCGGCCUCGGUGAUUCUCGACCCAUUCCCACCUUCCCAGGCCUUCUUCAACCAGAGCUUGAGUCCUGUUCUAACCCAGCUGCUACAGUUUCUGUCGAGGACGCAGUCGCCGCUGAUGAUGAAUUUGUAUCCUUACUAUGUCUUUAUGCAGAACAAAGGGGUCGUGCCCUUGGCAAACUCUCUUUUCAAGCCGCUGACGCCAUCUAAAGAGAUGGUCGAUCCCAACACUUUGCUGCACUACACUAAUGUUCUCGAUGCCAUGAUAGAUUCAGUCUACUUCUCUAUGAAGAAUCUCAAUGUCACUGACGUCGUGGUGCUUGUCUCCGAAACCGGCUGGCCUUCCAAGGGGGAUUCCAAGGAGCCUUACGCUACCGCUGACAAUGCGGAUACCUAUAACUCCAACUUGAUCAAGCACGUUCUUGAUCGCAGUGGCACGCCGCUGCAUCCUGAGAUCACUUCCAGUGUAUACAUAUAUGAGCUGUUCAAUGAGGACUUGAGAUCGCCUCCCGUCUCAGAGGCCAACUGGGGUCUCUUCUAUGGGAAUUCCACUCCGGUUUACUUGCUUCACGUGUCGGGAAGUGGCACUUUUUUGGCAAAUGAUACUACGAAUCAGACGUAUUGCAUAGCCACGGAUGGUGUUGAUGCGAGGACGCUGCAGGCUGCUCUGGAUUGGGCUUGUGGGCCGGGGAGGGCGAAUUGCUCCGAGAUUCAGCCGGGGGAGAGCUGUUACCAGCCUAACAAUGUCCACAAUCAUGCUUCCUAUGCAUUUGAUAGCUAUUAUCAGAAGGAAGGGAGGUCCUCUGGUUCUUGUGACUUCAAGGGUGCUGCCAUGAUCACCACAACGGAUCCUAGUGAGCGAAUUUACAUGUAUAUGGUGCAGCAAAAUUGUGAGUAAUAGGACAAGUGAAGUAGUGAACGCAACACAGGCCAGUGGUGGUGGCAGAGUGGUAAUGGUGGUGGGCUUAGACUUGACACAAACGAGUGUGGUACACAUGCUCUAUGGUGUCGUCUCCUUCUUGUUUUAUUGCUCAUUCCUUUGAUGAUGAUUUAAGUGUAGAGGGUAUCAAUAAAACUAGAUGGAAUACUUGUCCCUUCUUCUUUUUGCUCAUAAUAAGUGCAAUUUUUAGAAUGUAUUCUUGCUAGCUAUUAUUAUUAUCUCUUAGAGGGCAGUCCAUUUGAUUCUUUCAUGCUUCUUUUGUAAAAAAACUAUUGUCACCUACUUUUAUUUAUGAGUAAAAGCUCGUUUCUUGGUUUCA